Coffea arabica (coffee) is the source of this 702-nucleotide messenger RNA. The record is from RefSeq and is a predicted model, not a curated record. Lineage: Eukaryota; Viridiplantae; Streptophyta; Magnoliopsida; Gentianales; Rubiaceae.
GAUCUUAUCUAUUAAGUUAUGAUUGUAGAAUGUAGAAAAUGUUUAUGGUGAAUUGCUGUGUUGAACUAUAGUUAGUUUGAAAUUACAUUUGAAUCAUGUUUUCCUUAAUUAUUUUUUUUCUCCCAUUUCUGUUCAGCUUCUUGUAGCUGGCCAUCCCACAGAUGUCGAGGAUGUUGAUCUCUUAAUACUUUCAUCUACGUGGGUUGGUAGUGCUUUUAUGCGACAGGGGAGAAAUGAAGAAGGCAUGGCACACCUGGAAAGAUUAGCUUCUCUUGAAGAGCCAAUGGAUCCAAUGACCAAAGCUCAUUACUAUGAUGGAUUAUUAGUACUCUCUAGUGCUUUAUUUGGUGCGGGUCGCAAAGCUGAGGCUGCUGAGCACUUGCGCAGGGCUGCUGCUUAUGAUCCAGAUCGCUAUGGAGAAUUUCUUGAACAAUGUGAAAAUGACAAGGACGAUUUUGUGAGCGACCUUGUAAGUAGCAGGAGAACAGAUUCCUGAAUUGCAGCGUGCCAUUGGAAGUGAAAUCUAGUUUGUAGGUUAUGAUCUUGAUACAUUCAGCUCAACUGUCCCCUUCUUUUUGUACUGCUUAUGGGUCUUGCCCUUAGGUGGGAUGUAAGAAUUUUGGUACAAGUUUUGUCGUAACACCAUGCAAAAUGAUGCUCUCCAAUCAAGCAAAGGGUGAUGUUUACAGGCCAUUUCUAGCU